CUCUGAGCUGUGGGGUAUGCAGUAGUUGAGUCUUUAGCGGAACGCAGAGGGGAAAAAAAGAAACAGUAGUCGUGUUUGCUGGCUGUAGAAGGAGUCCGGUUAUCUGUGUUGAGCCUGUGUUAUCAUGGCUGGAUGGUGCAGGAACCCACUGCUGGUGGCCAUUCCUCUGUGGAUGAGUUUCGGGAGAGCUGCGGCUCUUGCUGAGCCUCAGAUCUGUUAUAUCCUGGAUGGCAUCCUGUUUUUGUACGGCAUCAUCCUGACAGCUCUCUACUGCAAAGUCAAGAUCUCCAAUGCUAAAGAGGCUGCUGCAGGGAAAGGAAAGCCAAAGCAGAAUGUUGAAGAGGGCAUAUAUACGGGUCUGACUCCUCAUGUGACGGACACGUAUGAAACAAUUGGCAUGAAGAAGUGAUGGUUUUUUUUUUUUUUUUUUUGUAUUUAAAUGUUGCACGUCAUACUCAGCUUAUAUUUCCAAGAAUGUAUGAGAUUUGUGUACACCGUGUGUUACUGCCAUUUUUGCUUUUAUAGAUUCUAGAGGAAGUUUGGAAGGAGUCAGAAACGGGGAAGUUGAGGCUGACACAGGCGUCUGCGAGAAAUGCUCUGUCCUUACUUUCAUUAUUCGGCUACAUAUAUUUAACAGUAACACAAACUUAUCUUUAUCACGUUAAAGCUUCAGAGACAUUUGAUAUUAUAACGCUCAGAAAUAUUUUUAAAAAGUUGAUCUUUGCUUGAUAUUUUAUAUAUAUUUUUAAUAUAGAAAAGCUAUAAUGCCCAACUCACUUCCUCUUUUUUUUUUAAUUUUGUUUUUGCCCAUUUGUGUGAACAUGAGACUGCGUAUGCUUUCGUUUUAUUUCUUGGAACCACAAGUUCUGCUAUUAAAAGCAAAAGCAAUAAUUUUUUGAAAACUACCUGAGUUUAAGAUGGUGAAGAUGGUCAAGGAGUGUAAAAAAAUUCAAUGUGCCUAUCCUUUUUCACCUCUAUUAUUGUAGGGUCUUUACUUUACUAUAUAAAGCACUUAAGGUGACUGUUGUUGUGAUUUGGCGCAAUAAGAAUAAAAUUAAAAUGAAUUGAAUCGCGUUAAUCUGCAGUAUUUCCUGUAGACCACAGGAUGGCAGUGAUGGUGUCUUUACCUAAAAUCAUAAAGGUUAUUUUGUAUCUAAACUUAUGCCUGUAGAUGCCGUAGAACUGUUACAUGUA
Archocentrus centrarchus (flier cichlid) is the source of this 1194-nucleotide messenger RNA. It is a transcript of the gene fcer1g, whose product is annotated as Fc epsilon receptor IgFc epsilon receptor Ig. Bases 125 to 409 code for a protein of 94 amino acids. The record is from RefSeq and is a predicted model, not a curated record. Gene Ontology annotation, molecular function: IgE receptor activity. The transcript is spliced from 5 exons. Gene Ontology annotation, biological process: cell surface receptor signaling pathway. Gene Ontology annotation, cellular component: Fc-epsilon receptor I complex. NCBI's taxonomy places the organism in Eukaryota, Metazoa, Chordata, Actinopteri, Cichliformes, Cichlidae.